AUGGCGUCGAUGAUUCUUCUUAAACGUGGAAGCGAUAAUGAGGCCCGUCUGUUCGCACAAUUCGACCAGACGGCAACUGACCUUUCAGGUUGUGGGCUUUGGCGAUGUGCUGGACGACAACACCUCCUUGCAAAGAAUGGUAAUCUUUCGCCAUAUAACAGUGCGUCUCAUAUAGCUCGUAGCAAACAGACUCGCAUACGCGGCCCCAAGGCUGAAGAUAUCUAG
Molecule: messenger RNA, 225 nt
Organism: Necator americanus (New World hookworm)
Lineage: Eukaryota; Metazoa; Nematoda; Chromadorea; Rhabditida; Ancylostomatidae
Exons: 3
Coding region: 1-225 (74 amino acids)
Source: RefSeq, a predicted model, not a curated record